AGCGUUGGAAGUCACGGUCAGAAGAUCGGGUUGGAGAAAGUGGGCGAAAGGAAUGAACUUUGAAUGGACGAUGAGGAUGACAAUCAUAAGGACAGCAAUAAUAGAUACAUGUUUUUUUUUCUUGCUUGAACUUUUCUUUUUUUUUACUUCUCUUGCAUGUAUUUCUUUUUUUUGAAUUCGAUUUCAUUUAGCAUUGUAGUUUUUUUUUUGAUUUUUUGAUUUGUAUUCAUACUCAUCAAUUUUGUUUUGGAAUUUGCUAUUUUUUUAUUUUUUUGAGUUGGUUUUGAUUAGAUCUUGAUGAGAUGUGGUUUCGUUCUUUUUUGUGGAAACCAAUGUCUUCGUUUCUUCAAAAAGAAAUUGUCUUUUAUCUUUUAUUAACAGCAAGGUCUUAUCAAUAUCAGUAUCUUAUCAACAUCAACAUCUUAUCAACAGAACAUUUUAUCAACAACAUUUUAUCAACAAGAACAUCUUAUCAACAACAACAUCUUAUCAACAACAACAUCUUAUCAACCCAACAUCUUAUCAACAAGAACAACAACAUCAAUGAUUUUUUUUUCUAGAACAGAAAGAUUUAUAGAUUUUUUUGUUUCUUAAAUGAUUUUCUUAUGGACCACAGACUUCUUGAUUUUUUGAACAAAAAAAACAAAACUGAUAAAACAAAUGAAAAAAAAGAAAUUAAAGAAAACUUGAUGAAAUCUUUUGAAGUGAAAUUAGUUGAAUUCUAUUUGUG
Messenger RNA from Melampsora larici-populina 98AG31, 730 nucleotides. RefSeq lists its product as uncharacterized. The coding region runs from base 333 to 560 and encodes 75 amino acids. The transcript has a single exon. NCBI's taxonomy places the organism in Eukaryota, Fungi, Basidiomycota, Pucciniomycetes, Pucciniales, Melampsoraceae. The record is from RefSeq and is a predicted model, not a curated record.